Molecule: messenger RNA, 2386 nt
Organism: Notechis scutatus (mainland tiger snake)
Lineage: Eukaryota; Metazoa; Chordata; Lepidosauria; Squamata; Elapidae
Gene: ZNF385C
Product: zinc finger protein 385C
Cellular component (GO): nucleus
Molecular function (GO): zinc ion binding; nucleic acid binding
Source: RefSeq, a predicted model, not a curated record
AUGAAGCGUCCCUUGACCCCCUUCCACUCCCCUGGGAGUGGCAUUUGUGGAAGACUGGCAGAGAACUCGUGCAAAGGAAGUCCUCCAGAGCAGCAUACAAAGAGAGAGAAAAAGCACCCAUCAUUCACACUUUGUGAAGUGUGUAACAUCCAGCUCAAUUCGGCUGUCCAGGCCCAGAUCCAUUUCAAUGGGAAGUCUCACCAGAAACGCCUCAAACAUCUUAACAAAGGCAAAGUCCUGUCAAGUCCAGGUCCAGCUAAUCACAACAGCUCCCUCUUAGCCUCACUUCCCAUCCCAGGACGGUCUUUACAUCCAUCCCUGGAUAUCAAGCAUUUUCUGACUUUCCGCCUCAAUGGCACCCCACCACUCAACCUCUUUCCUAAUUUCAAUACGAUGGAUCCAGUACAAAAGGCAGUAAUCAACCAUACCUUUGGUGUACCCAAUCCACUUAAGAAGAAGCAGUUCAUCUCUUGUAAUAUUUGUCAUCUGAGAUUCAACUCUGCGAAUCAAGCUGAGGCACAUUACAGAGGCCACAAGCAUGCUCGGAGACUCAAAGCCAUUGAAGCAGUGAAAAAUAAGCACAAGACAGCUGACAAUAGCAGCAGCAGCCAAGAAAAAAUGGCUAAUUUUGAAGCUGCACUAGAUAUCAGCAGAGACACCAGCAGCAGCAGCAGCAGCAGAGCACAACCCAGUAGCUUGCUAGGAUUAAGCCAACCAAUGGCAGAACAUUGCAACCUCAUGCUGAUGUCCCCGACAGAAGAAUUACCAGCCAAGAUAUCUACUGGCGUCCUGUCCCUGGUUCCCCCAUCAGUUUCAGAGCCCUUGGAAGUUGCUCCAGAUAGUGCAAGUGUGAGACCAGCAGCAGCAGCUGGUAUGGAGGUGCCAGCAACUGAAUCUGGAGGAACCGCCGGCUCAGCAGCAGAGGUGGAGAAAGAGGGAAAGAAAAUCAAGCAGCACUUGUACUGUCCCACUUGCAAAGUAACAGUUAACUCUGCCUCUCAGUUGGAGGCUCAUAAUUCUGGAGCAAAGCACAAAUUGAUGCUGGAAGGGCAAACAGUUUUGCCAAGGCGAAGCCGAGGGAAGGUUCUCUCUCGAGUAGGACACAAGCCCAAACGGAUCGGCAGCAAGGGCAGCCUCAACAUUCAGAAUAAGGCCUUCCAAUGCCAGGUGUGCGAGAUCUUUGUCAACUCAGAAACACAACUCAAACAGCAUAUGAGCAGUAGACGUCACAAAGACAGGCUUGCAGGGAAGCCACCAAAGCCCAAAUACAGCCCGUACAGCAAACUGCAGAAGAAUACUGCCCUGGCAGUGAGUAUUCUCAAGUCCAAAGUGGCUCUGCAGAAGCAUCUUACGAAGACCUUGGCUGCCCGGUUCCUGCCAAGUCCCCUGGCAUCCGCCACUGUGUGUACUUUGCCCAGCCCAUUAACUCUCCGACCAGCUGCUGCUACCCUCUUCCAAGCACCCAUCUUUGGACCAGCACUUUUUCGAUCUCCCCCAGGCCCUGUGCGAACGGCUACAGGCCCCAUUGUUUUUGCCCCUUACUAGAAAAACUCCAAAGGUUGUUUGGAUGGGGAAUUGUAGACCAUAGCUGUACAAAGAAAAUUGGGGAGGGCAGGUAACUUUACAGGGCUGUAUUCUGAACAAAGGAAAGGCAGAAUCUUUGAACUGUUUGAAAUGGAAUUUGUUUGUUUGAGAUUUCCACUUAUGUCAUUAAUUCAAUUAUACUUGCAAAUAACUUUUCCUAUUGUCUGAUUCUCCCACAAUGCACCAAUCUUUCUAACUCAUAGUAUAUCUAGAAGCACAAUCUCACUUGUCCAGAUGGUCAUGUGGUAAAGUCAAAAGUAUGCAUUCAAAAUAUCUGUAAACUAAAAAGUAUCUGUCAUUUUAAACAGAAUUCUAUUAAUUAGGAAUUUGUGUAAUUGGAAUUCCAAAGAGGCUUCUUUUCCAAAAUGCACCUUUAUGAAAAUCAGAUUUGGAUGCAGUUCCUAAUUCAAUUCACAUUCCUCUUCCCACAAUUACAAAUUUAAAGAAAAUAGUAAUGAUGGACAAACAUGUAUUGUUCUCUUUGUGAGUUAUUAAGACAACCCUAUAUCUCACAAAGGAACUGAAAUGGGUUUUUGAAUUGAAGGAGAGAAAGGAGAAGAAAAUAUCUGCUUAAGUAUGGGCACAAGACAGAGAGAAUAAGAAAAGUGCUGUUACGUAGGUAAAAGGGUAUAAAUUGAGGGUUUUUUUGCUUAUGUAUGAAACAAGAAUGGGAUUUAAACAAAGAAGGGUAUAGAGAUAGAAUUAUUUCAGAUCUUAAGUCAGCCUUUCCCAGUUGGGUGUCCUUUCAGACCCAGAAUUUUGAGCCAACCUGAGAAUUCUUGUAGUUUCAACAUAAUCAAAA